Molecule: messenger RNA, 7880 nt
Organism: Ictalurus furcatus (blue catfish)
Lineage: Eukaryota; Metazoa; Chordata; Actinopteri; Siluriformes; Ictaluridae
Gene: c7h4orf54
Product: chromosome 7 C4orf54 homolog
Exons: 2
Coding region: 1-4386 (1461 amino acids)
Source: RefSeq, a predicted model, not a curated record
AUGGCAGUAUCAGAGAAGGCACUGAUUUACGGCGGGGACACACACUGCGCGCUGUCCAGCAAAGUUUUACGCGUCGUGGCGGCUCCAAAGGACUCGAAUUAUGUAGAUCUGAACGAAUUGCUAGACCUGAAACUGGGCGAGACGAAAGCGGUGCAAGUACGUUUUCCCGGCCAGAAGGACACCCUUCAGUGCGUCCGGCUUCCUUCGGCGGAACAUCUGCCCAGUCCCGCGCGCAAAUGUGUUAAUCUGGAAUGCUGGGAGAAUGGCAGAAGAGAGGGGGCAACAGAAACAAAAACAGCUGGUUCUUCUGAAAGACUACGGAUCAGUCAUGGAAACCUCAGUGACUGUCCCGAGUUACUCGAAGAGCUCGAAUCGGAGAGAGCACCGGAACAUUUGGAAAAAGAGACCAAAGUACUCGAGGAUGGUGAUUUACAGCGCACGGAUUUGUAUCUCAGCGAGAAAAGCGAGUCGGACGACGAAGUGGAUUUGGUGAUCGCGGAUUACUGCAUACAUGGGUUCGCCGAUGAUGAGGCUCACUACAUCACCACGCACGAAAUUCAUCUUUCCGAACUCGAUCACGACGUGGACUGCGAUUUAGAAACAGCAUCCACUUGGGAUAUCGAGGACGACCACCAGGUCUAUUCGUUCGUGGACUACGCAUCUGCCAACAGCGAUGAACCCACAGGAGGACAGGUGGGAAACAACCAGGGCGAGGCUCAUAGGAGCACUGCAGUGGCAUGCAGUCAGGCAGAAAGUGAGCCGAGCGACAGGACCAGGAGCGCCACCUCAGACGAGAAAGCGCCCGAUUGCCAAGGCAAAAGCACAGGCCACAUUCAUCUGUCAAUCAAAGCCACUUCCAGAGCUAUAAACAAACCUAGCAACGUCCAAGAAAAUGAUGGAGGCCAGCACCAUCAUGCCAUUCACGCUGGGGACAUGAGCCAUUGUGUUUUAAAGGACACAAAGGGAGAAAAGGUAUGCGAUGGCGCAAAGUGUUUGAUUGCUCUGCCCGGGCGUUUGCACUUUGGAAACAAACACAAAGGCAAAGAUGUUACAGCGUACUCCAGCGGCACAUCCAGCGCUGUCAGUGAGUUGGACGAUGCCGACAAGGAAGUGCGCAAUCUCACGGCCAGAGCUUUUAAAAGUCUGGCCUACCCGUAUCUCGAUGCCAUCAAUUUCAGCACUUCCAGCGAGUCCUCGGCUUCAGAGCGCAGCAAAGGGCUCAACAGGUGGUCAGCACUUGUUGAUCUAAAGUAUGGCAACGUAAACGUGUCUAAAGGAGGCGGUAACAAUAUAGUGGUCCAUCAAAAUGCCGCGUCUAAUUUUCAGUUGGCAAAAAGGACGGAUAGUAAAGGGAUAACGGGAUUAACUCUGACCAGUAGAAGGGCGCCCCCAGUCGAGAUAUUUGCCUUGAACGGCAAUCUAGUGAACCCCCAAAACGCAUCGUCAACAAAACAAAUUGAGCUCAUGGGCAAAAUUGGACAGGUUCAGAGCGGGGUAAUAAGGCUAACUGAAACGCUGAAUUUUCGCUGCAACGUUAAAGCGGGUCCGCAUGCACACGAAAGGCGCGUGAAAUCCGCCCGAACCGCUGGAGGAUCACGUUCCGCAGAUGAGGUUACAAACCCUCGGCAAAAGGCGCACAGCAAGCCACCGUGCAAUUCAGAAGCCAUGGAGGACGUGCACAAGAAAUCCAUAUUUGCUUCGAGCAUACUAAAAAAUGUAAUUUCGAAGAAAAUGCAGUUCGAGCAGGAGCGCAAGAUGGAGCGUGGAGAGAUCUGCGAGCCGGGCAGUCACGAGCACGAAGCGCACCGAGACAAAGCUGUGCUCAAAGGACUUCACAGACAAAGCUCGAAACUCUCCGAGACAGGCUCCGACUUCAGUAUCGUGUGCCUAGACGAACUCGGAGACAUCGGAGACAGCGGAUCCUGCGACGCCAAGGCCAACGAGCGCCACGAAGAAACUCUCGCCUUCGCAUCGGAAACCAAUUUAGAGUCUCAGAACUGCGCGGCAUUCGACACUAAAAAAGGAGCUGCGGACGCGUCCAGAGGCGCACUGAUUCGGAGCCAAAAUAGCGCUUUCAGAAGCUGGAGGGACGAAGAGCCAGAAGUUCAGACUGAGCGCAAAAACGAGCAAACGGACUCGACGAGCAGCAAGCUUACAAAAAUGUCGCGCUUAUUUGUGCCGAGCAUCCAAAUAGUGUCCGGUGAGAGAGAGCACGAGAAGCCUGAACCGAGCGCGGAUUGUAACCGAGAAAAGAGAAGCAUGGACACUUUGUAUGUAUCAGACGCCGCUCAAAAACCUGGAGCGUCGAAGUCGCCAGAAAUUAAAAUAAGUUUACGGAGUCUAAGAGACAACCGGAGCGACCCGUUGAGCAUCGCUAAGCUCCUCACUCCCGGUACAGGCUCUAGUGCUGGCGGGUUGAUGAAAACAAGCGAUGAGCCCAAAUACCAAGCGCUCACUGCUGCACUGAAGAGUGACUCUUCAGACAAAAUCCCACACUUCACAGUUAGAGAUGUUCGAGACAAGGCAAAGAUGCAAGCGCCAAUACACCAGGUUAGAGAUGUGCGCAAACUGGUUAAGAGCUCGUAUCACUUUGUAUCUUUGGACAAUAACAGCACGGACAUGGAGCACAAGACCUCCAAACAGAACGCCUAUCGGAAUCCGACAACCCUUCCCCCUAUCGUGAUUAAGUGUCAUUCGGUGAAUACAAAUAACAAUGCAAAGCAAUCAGAAAAACUCUCGGAUUCCUCGGAUCAUAAACCAGUUGAGGAUAUCCUAGAGGCUGAUGGGUCACAUCCUCAGGAGACAAUAGAUGGCAUCAAUACGGGCUCGGCACAAAUAAGCAAACCAACUGACCAUGUGCAUUUAGCCAACAUAAAGCAAGAGGAAACCCUUGAAUUAGGAAUUGAGACAAAAACCACCACAAAGAGGCAAGAGAAAGUAUGUGACCCAGGUGAGAAAAAGGCUGAUUCCAAGAUGGCUGCUCUGGAAAAACUUCAGGCUGCUGUUAAGACCAUGGAACAGCUUUACGUGUUUGACAAAAAUGAGUGGAAGAGGAAAUCUGAGCCACAACCGUUAACAGACAGCCAUGUGCUUUCACUCCUUAGUAAUGAGCAUCACGGAGGUGAUGAGCAAGACCAGGGGAACACUAGUUCCUCAUCAGUUACCAUGAGGCGAGACUCAUUCUCAAACCCAGAUAAGAUGGUAACUGCUGGACAGCAAUCAACACGAAAAGAAGAGAAGGAAAUAUUUAAAACAUCACACACUCCUGCCAUCCAUGACAAACGAAAGGACACCAAAACUGUGAUGCACCUUGGUGGAACUCCUAAUAAGAACAUUUCUAGCCUAAGCCACAGUCAGAAAUCUUUCAUGCCUGUUACGACAAGUUCAGUUAAAGCAUUGCAGAUGCAUGCCUCAUCCUCAGCAUCUGUUAGUUCUAUAGCUGUGAAAAACCGUAAUUCUCCAAAUCCACCAGUAUCUUUAAAUACAGGUAUUACCAAGUCAAAGCUAGUCACGGAGAGGAGAGAAAAUCUAAGUAGCAAUGCAGACAAAUCAAAUAGGGCUGGAUUUGCCCCAGUUCAGUUUACGUCUUCGGUUGAUUCAGAGAAUUACGUAACCAUACCUGUGAAACCUUAUGCCCAACAAUCUCACAUGGUACACAGCAGCAACAACAAAAGUCACGGAGACAGUCAUCAGCCCCCCAAACGUUCAAGUACUGUUAUGGAGACACGCUCCCCAGAUACCCCUACUGCUACGAUAUACCAUCACCCUCUGCCUAUUACCAUGCACGCAGCCCAGCCACAGGUAAUUUGUUUCUCUCCUACAGUGCAGCCAUCUCCAGUCCCCACAGACCACUUUCCAUCCACCCAGAGAAAAAUGCUCCUGGAUCCCACUACUGGAAAUUAUUAUUUGGUUGACACACCUGUCCAACCAGCCACAAGACGACUUUAUGACCCAGAAACAGGGCAGUAUGUUGAUGUCCCCAUGCCACAACACCCUCCCAUAACCCCUGUAUCUGUGCCUAUCUCCCCUCUUGCACUUAGCCCUGGAGGCUAUGGUCAUACCUACAUGUUCUACCCAGGAUACAUGGCCUCCACAGUGAUUCCUGCCCGGACCAUUCAGUCUCAGCUUUCCAUGCAAUCAGAAGUGGAAGCAGGAGACGAAUCGCAUACAGGGCAGCAGGGAGAUGGAACCUACACGGAAAGCCCUUAUUAUAUGCCUUCUGGGAAGUUUCUGCACUUAAAUCCAGGUACUCAGCAUGUCACCACUGGCAGGGCGGCAAACAACAAAGUGCCUGUCAUCAGCAUCACCUCCCAGCAAGGGCCCAGGAUCAUCGCACCUCCAUCCUUUGAUGGUACCACCAUGAGUUUUGUGGUGGAGCACAGAUAACUGUCAGGUCACUUAUAAUGAGCUGCCUAUAGUACGUCCAGUCAGCACUUCCAAGAUCUGAUGUGUCUAUUUUCUUUCAUUGACACAUGUAAUGAUUGUCCAUGAUUUCCUUCAACAGGAAGAGCCUUACCACUAUCAUUCAUCACUUUCUUUGUCAUGUAAUGUAAUUCUUUAUCCUUUAUGUCUUCUGUUUGCAGUGCAACUAUGCAACGUCUUUUUUUUUUGUAUAGUUUUUUUUUUUUUGCAACAUGGAUGAGAGAUUGGAUGAAAUGGUUUUGAAAAUGAGAGUGAGGGCUUAAUGCUAUAGCAUUUCAGGUUAAAGCAACAAAUCAUUGGGUCACCUAUUAAAUAUUGUCAAGUCAUAAAGCAAGACCUGUCUUCUAACUGGCCAAUAUUGGAGAAAUUCUUAAAAAUCUUAAUAUUAAAACAUUUAUUUUCCUGUCUAAGAGUAAUUCACAAAGCAUUAUAGUGUAAAAAUUCACUAAAACAGAAUCACAAACAAUCCUAAAUGGUUGCUGCCGGCAAUUAAUGGCAUGAAUUUACAAAAUGCUACUUUGCCACAUGAACAUUGCAGUUAUACAGCUAAGAUGAACUACAUAUAUCAUCAAACUACAUCAAACAAUGAAUACACUCUCCAGACUGCUAUUACAAAUUCACUGAUGGAAGACAGCAGUUUUCAAGUAAAUAUCGACUGUAAUUGGCUGAUGUACAGGUCUUCCUGAUAAACUCAUAAAUGAAAACCAAUUGCACGUCAUACAAAAAGUAUUAAUAAAAAUUUUAGAAUGAAACAAUCAUUAAUUUCAUACAUUGUGAAAACAAAAAUAUAUACGCUGACAACUCAAAUAUGUUUUCUUUUAUAUGUUUAUAUUAUAUUUAAGAGAGCAUUUAUAUUGAACAUCGGCAUGGUUGUGAUUCACCGCAUGGUGAGCGCCAAUAUUCAAUAUAACCGCACGAUUGCAAGUGCGAUAUUGCUUUUAUACAACAGUCCUAUAAAUAAGAAAUUAAUACUGAGUAUGAGUGACAUUAAUAUGAGCAACAUUUCAGACACAACACGGCCAAAUGUUCUGUUUAUUUUUGCUCCGCUAGUGGAAAAAGAUCCUGAAGAAGCCACACUAACUUGAUAGCAUGCUCGCUAGCUAGCUCACGCUGAUUUGUACAUUCCCGUUAAAGGUGCUUCGGGUGAAAUUGGCAUCCCCUUCUUCCUUUUCAUCUUCAAUUGAUGAGCUUUCAUAUUUUAAGCCAAACGUUAUAAUCCUGAAAAGUAUCUUAUACCAUGUCUGCCAGUUUCUUUUACCAUAUCUGCUAGUAGUAUCACUAACACUACUAUAGUAACUGUUUCAAACUAGGAAGUGGAAUUUUACAUGGUGAACACAAUCGAGUGGAGUGACUCACACAGUGAAAGAUUCCAGUGUGGUUAUAGGAAAUCAAUCAACUGACCAAUCAAAUUAGUGAGCUAAUUGUUGUAUAGAUAUGAUUAUAUUAUUUUACAUGUUAUAUGUUAAGGUUAUUAAUAUGGCAGGGGUCAUGAGCUGGCGGACUGUGUUCUGUAUGUGGACCCAGCAAUGUUUUUCAGCCUAAUGAACUGAGUACUUGAAAACUGUAGUAAAGCGACUCUAGUUUUCAUAAACCAGCAUGGCCUUCUUAGGAGAUAAUCUGUUGUGUCCAAUCACAUACUUAAUGUAAAUUGUUUAGCUGAAAGCAGAUCAUCGGACCAGAGCCUAGCUACAGGGCUAGAUAUAGUAGGUUUGAAAGGGGGCGGGGUUUUACAGAAUUUCAUAGAUUUUUAUUUACUCAUUCUUCAUUGUAUAGACCCUCUCUAGUAUGAUUUGCUUAACUAACUUGCUUAAAGAAAACUGGGAAAAAGUUACUGUGUCUGUUCAGAGACUUUGCGCUAGUCAAAAGUAACCUGAAGCACCACUGAGAAGCAAAGCAUGACCACUUUGAAUUGUCUUAUUUAACUAAUCAUUAAUAAUUACGUAUUAAAAGAUAACUUGUCACCAUUCAGGAAUUUUGUGUAGCUGAACCUUCACAAAUUAUAGUUUAAUACCCCUGCCCUACAGUAUAAUCUGCUACAAAAGAAAUGUGUAAAUAUUCUAAAUAUUGCAAUUAAAAUGUACUUAAAAAAUAAAAAUCCUGUCAUUACUACACAGGUAUAGGCUAUACUGAAAAUUUGCCCAAAAUAUUUUUGAUGUGAGCAUUUAGAGGAUUGCGUUCAUGUAUGUAAACACUCUCAUCUGAAAUUUUUUUUUAUGUGCAUUGGGAGUUUGUCGUCUGACAUACAUUAUACGUCACUGACAAUAUUCAUCCAUAGCAACAGGUUCUCUUGGUUUAGGAAUUCCUUAGUUAACGUUCCCCUCAUGAAUAUGUUUUAAGAAGAAAUGCUUAGUUAGGAACUUUUAGUGUCACUGAGGAGAGAUCUUAAGAGAUAAGAUAUGAUUAUUUGUGAAUAUAGCCUCAGGUUGUUGAAAGAAUCACUAAAAUAUUGAGUGUGACAUUUUUGUUAAUCAAAAAGGCAAAGAGGUGUGUAUUUUUUGAAAGAUACUGUGAAUAUAACUAUCAACAGGUUGACAAGCGUAAAAUAAUUGCCCUUAUAUCCCAUAUUCUUUUCUUGAACUGUUUUAUGACUUGGUUUUCAUUACUCUUUUCUAAGGGGUGAUUUUAGAUUCAGUGCGUUUUGGAUUACAGUACAAUAUGGUACUGUAUAUUUAUGUCAUGUUUUGCUGCUCAUUGUACUGUGCGAUCCAUCAUAAAACACAUACAGAGGUUUGUGUUGAUUAAUAUGGUGGAGAACAAGAUGUUUUAGGGGACAGCCCUCCUCUAUGUAUCUCAAUCACAGUGCCAAUGCAAUUUAUGUGGUUUGUGUAAGUGUAGGUGGUUUUGUGAGCUUGAGUGUUUAGCCUCAGCCUUUCUGGAAGGGGUAAUAAAAGCCCAAAAGUAAAAUAGUUCUUAAUAAGGAAAUGGGAUAUAAGGUAAAAUGAUCUUUACUGGAUUAUUCUCUAACCUGUUGAAUGCCAUAAUUCACAGUGAGAGUAGGUAUACUGCACAUUUGGUGGUCAUUCAAUUGCAGUUUUGUUACAUAAACACCUUGAAGAACACCUCUAAUACAACCUGACAUAAUUAGAAAUUGGCCAAUACAGAAAUCAAUACAAUUAGCUUAUAUACUCACUGACCACUUUAUUAGGAACACAUGCACACCUGCUCAUUCAUGCAAAAUAUCCAAUCAGCCAAAUAUGUAGCAGCAGCACAAUGCAUAAAAUCAUGUAGAUAAAAUCAUGUCAAGUGCCUCAGUUAAUGUUUAAACAUCAUAACGAGGAAACAUUUCAUGAUCUCAGUAACGUUGACCGUGGUGGUUGGUGCUAGACGGGCAUGUUUGAGUAUUUCAGAAACUAGAGGGCAGCAGUUUCUGAAAUAAUAAUAAAACCAGCUCGUCUGGCACCAAACACCUUGCCACAAAGUUACUGAGAUCACAUUUUCCUGCCAUUCUGAUAUUUGAC